AUGGCUCAUUCGGUUGAUUUCAUUGUGGGAAAUACCUACGCUCGUAUUCCCAAUCAUAUUGCCAAGAGAAGCCGCGUUGGCGGUCAUCGCAAAAUCCACGAUGUGACUGUCUUUGUCGACGUUGUCAACGAUGGCAAUCCUGACUUGCUGGACAAAGUUUCCUUUGAUUGUGGAGCAACUUUCAGCCCCCAAAUCUUUACUUGCGCUUGUCCUAUUCCUACACAGACCCGGAACGGAACCUCCGUCUGGAGAUUUUCCACUCGUCAACAAGUCUAUGGUCCCUUUGACGUCAAGAUCAAGAUUUAUGGAGCCGGUGGCACCACCUUGGUUUGCAACCAUGAGGUCCAACUCAAGUCCAACAGUGAAAUCAUGGCACAUCGUGAGCCAGAAAUGAACUUUGUGGAAUACAAACGCUUGAGACCUCUUUCCAAGAUUCGAUUGCCGGAUGGAGCCCAGUUUGGCAUUGAACUAGAAAUGUCCUCUGGAGCCACCAUUACGCCAGAGUACUUGGCAUAUGAAUUGAGCGGCGAUAAUCGCUAUCAAGUACAAGCCUAUGACUACACUCAUGCAACCGUUGAUCACUGGAAGAUUGUCCCCGAUAGUUCUAUUGUGUGCAACCGAUCCGAGCCAGAUUGCAACAAAUUUGAACUAGUUUCUCCCCCCUUGGGUCCUGGGGCAGGAUUGACUCAAGUCCAUGCCAUCUUGUCCAAGGUGACCAAUGUCAAUGUCAAGGUCAACAAGAGCAUGGGAUUCCAUGUCCAUGUGAACGUCUCCCGCUAUUCCGUUCCCCAACUGGUCAAGGUUUGCCAACAGUUUGUCAAAUAUGAAGCCGUCAUGGAUCUACUCAUGCCCCCGUCUCGUCGCACGGGCAGUGUCGAAUCCAAUCAGUUCUUUGCCAGCAAUCGGCGACACGUGGAGAACCUUGCUCGCAACAGUCGUCGCUCCGUCAUUGACACUUUGGCAAAUUGCGAAGACUUGCAAUCCUUGGUCUACACCAUGAAUGGUGCCACGGAUGGGAGUGGCCGCUAUUUCAAAUUGAAUUUGCAAAAUUUGGUGACGGGUCGUCAACCUACCAUUGAAUUCCGCCAGCACUCGGCCACGUUUGAAUACGAAAAGGUUCGAGCCUGGAUACGCUUUUGUGUCUUGUUGACCUCCAAUGCGGCUAAAUUGCGAGCCCCCACCUCAUUUUCUUCCGACAAGACUGUGGACGAACAGUUGGAGGCCUUGUUUCAAUACGUCCUGAAGGAUCGUGAUCUUCGAAACUAUUACAGGAGCCGUGCUCAAAAGCACAAUCACGCGGAUCCUGCGGAAGCUGCCUGUUGCGAUGAAUGUCGUUCCGCGCCUAAUUCUGUCUCAUCAUCCUCUCAUCGUCCGGCCAAGCAAGUUCGUCAUGGGUUCACAGGGUUCUGUGUUACAACCAAUUCAGGCAGUAUAUAA
This is a messenger RNA of Cylindrotheca closterium, 1437 nucleotides long. Lineage: Eukaryota; Bacillariophyta; Bacillariophyceae; Bacillariales; Bacillariaceae. The record is from the annotation of a GenBank genome assembly.